Molecule: messenger RNA, 4584 nt
Organism: Drosophila santomea
Lineage: Eukaryota; Metazoa; Arthropoda; Insecta; Diptera; Drosophilidae
Product: collagen alpha-1(I) chain
Exons: 2
Coding region: 66-4379 (1437 amino acids)
Cellular component (GO): extracellular region
Molecular function (GO): chitin binding
Source: RefSeq, a predicted model, not a curated record
UCUGGCAUACAGAGGAUAGUAACGAUUCUUCAUUCGAACCAAAAACACAUCCAACAACGAACACGAUGACAACGAACCGAUCCACCAGACUUCUGGUGUUGCUAGUGUUGACAGCCCUGGUGGCCAGCCAACAGGCGCAUGCCGCCGCCGUAGGACUCAAGUGCGGUGGCAAAAGCGCCGUCUGCGUGGGACCACUCUCCUAUCAGCAGUGCGUCGAUGACCUGACCACCGGUCCGGUGGUGCCAUGCGAGCUUAACACCCGCUGCGUCACCGACGGCCUCGAGAUCUGCGUGCCGGUCAAGUCGGCCGCUGAGGCGCCCACGGCGGCUGUCGCCAAGAUGGUGACCAUCACCGACAGCCCCGUGGUGAGCGAAUCCGCCCCGCUCGUGGAUUCCACCAGCAGUGCUAGCGCCGUAGAGAUCUCCACCGAGGGUGUAGGUGCACCAGCCAGCGCUGUUCCCACGAAGCCAUCUGCUCCAGUUGAGACCACUCAGGCUCCGGUAGAGACCACACAGGUGCCGGAAGAGACCACCCAGAUUCCGGUUGAGACCACUCAGGCACCGCUUGAAACCACCCAAGCUCCGGUCGAGACAACUACUGCAGCCAUUGAGGAGACCACCACAGGAUCGGAAGCACCACUGGAGCCGGAAUCGACGGUGCCCAGCGAUACAACUCCCGUGGACUCCACAUUGUCACCCGGAUCGGAGGGCACUUACCCAACCAUUGAACCCAACACACCAGGAGCAGACCCCAACGCUCCGGCGGGAACGACUCUUGCUCCAGGCGAAGUCGAUCCCAACAGUCCAAUCCACCCCAAUUCCCCUCUGAACCCGAACGCACCCGAAGAAUCUACUAACGAACCCGGAUUAGUUGACCCCACCCUACCGGCUGACACUACUGCUGCUCCAGAUUCUCCUGUUGAAGGAUCAACCGCAGCUCCCGGCACUCCAGCUGAUGUAACCACUGCGGCUCCAGGUGAUGUCCCUACUGCUGCUCCUGGUUCUCCUGCUGAAGGAUCCUCUGCCGCUCCUGGUGCUCCUGCUGAUGUCACCACCGCCGCUCCUGGCGCUCCAGCUGAUGGAUCCUCUGCCGCCCCUGGCGCUCCAGCUGAUGGAUCCUCUGCCGCUCCUGGAUCUCCUGCUGAUGUCACCACCGCCGCUCCUGGCGCUCCAGCUGAUGGAUCUUCUGCCGCCCCUGGCGCUCCAGCUGAUGGAUCUUCUGCCGCUCCCGGAUCUCCUGCUGAUGUUACCACCGCCGCUCCUGGCUCUCCAGCUGAUGGAUCUUCUGCCGCUCCAGGAUCUCCUGCUGAUGUCACCACCGCCGCUCCUGGCGCUCCAGCUGAUGGAUCCUCUGCCGCUCCUGGAUCUCCUGCUGAUGUCACCACCGCCGCUCCUGGUGCUCCAGCUGAUGGAUCCUCUGCCGCUCCUGGCGCUCCAGCUGAUGGAUCCUCUGCCGCUCCUGGAUCUCCUGCUGAUGUCACCACCGCCGCCCCUGGCGCUCCAGCUGAUGGAUCUUCUGCCGCUCCCGGAUCUCCUGCUGAUGUCACCACCGCCGCUCCUGGCUCUCCAGCUGAUGGAGCCUCUGCCGCUCCUGGCGCUCCAGCUGAUGGAUCCUCUGCCGCUCCUGGCGCUCCAGCUGAUGGAUCCUCUGCCGCUCCUGGUGCUCCUGCUGAUGUCACCACCGCCGCUCCUGGCUCUCCAGCUGAUGGAGCCUCUGCCGCUCCUGGCGCUCCAGCUGAUGGAUCUUCUGCCGCUCCCGGAUCUCCUGCUGAUGUUACCACCGCCGCUCCUGGCUCUCCAGCUGAUGGAUCUUCUGCCGCUCCAGGAUCUCCUGCUGAUGUCACCACCGCCGCUCCUGGCGCUCCAGCUGAUGGAUCCUCUGCCGCUCCUGGUGCUCCUGCUGAUGUUACCACCGCCGCUCCUGGCGCUCCAGCUGAUGGAUCUUCUGCCGCUCCCGGAUCUCCUGCUGAUGUCACCACCGCCGCUCCUGGCGCUCCAGCUGAUGGAUCCUCUGCCGCUCCUGGCGCUCCAGCUGAUGGAUCCUCUGCCGCUCCUGGCGCUCCAGCUGAUGGAUCUUCUGCCGCUCCCGGAUCUCCUGCUGAUGUUACCACCGCCGCUCCUGGCGCUCCAGCUGAUGGAUCUUCUGCCGCUCCCGGAUCUCCUGCUGAUGUUACCACCGCCGCUCCUGGCGCACCAGGUGAAGGAUCCUCUGCCGCUCCUGGCGCUCCAGCUGAUGGAUCCUCUGCCGCUCCUGGAUCUCCUGCUGAUGUCACCACCGCCGCUCCUGGCGCUUCAGGUGAUGGAUCCUCUGCCGCUCCUGCUGAUGGGUCCUCUGCCGCUCCUGGAUCUCCUGCUGAUGUCACCACCGCCGCUCCUGGCGCUCCAGGUGAUGGGUCCUCUGCCGCUCCUGGAUCUCCUGCUGAUGUCACCACCGCCGCUCCUGGCGCUCCAGCUGAUGGAUCUUCUGCCGCUCCCGGAUCUCCUGCUGAUGUCACCACCGCCGCUCCUGGCGCUCCAGCUGAUGGAUCCUCUGCCGCUCCUGGUGCUCCUGCUGAUGUUACCACCGCCGCUCCUGGCGCUCCAGCUGAUGGAUCUUCUGCCGCUCCCGGAUCUCCUGCUGAUGUCACCACCGCCGCUCCUGGCGCUCCAGCUGAUGGAUCCUCUGCCGCUCCUGGUGCUCCUGCUGAUGUUACCACCGCCGCUCCUGGCGCUCCAGCCGAUGGAUCUUCUGCCGCUCCCGGAUCUCCUGCUGAUGUCACCACGGCCGCUCCUGGCGCUCCAGCUGAUGGAUCCUCUGCCGCUCCUGGUGCUCCUGCUGAUGUUACCACCGCCGCUCCUGGCUCUCCAGCUGAUGGAUCUUCUGCCGCUCCCGGAUCUCCUGCUGAUGUCACCACCGCCGCUCCUGGCGCUCCAGCUGAUGGAUCCUCUGCCGCUCCUGGUGCUCCUGCUGAUGUUACCACCGCCGCUCCUGGCUCUCCAGCUGAUGGAUCUUCUGCCGCUCCCGGAUCUCCUGCUGAUGUCACCACCGCCGCUCCUGGCGCUCCAGCUGAUGGAUCCUCUGCCGCUCCUGGUGCUCCUGCUGAUGUUACCACCGCCGCUCCUGGCUCUCCAGCUGAUGGAUCUUCUGCCGCUCCCGGAUCUCCUGCUGAUGUCACCACCGCCGCUCCUGGCGCUCCAGUUGAUGGAUCCUCUGCCGCUGGUGGAGUUCCUGCUGAUUCCAAUGUUCCCGCUGGUGGAGUUCCUGCUAAUUCAAAUGUACCAGCUGGUGGAGUUCCUGCUGAUUCCAGUGUUCCCGCUGGUGGAGCCCCUGCUGAUUCCAGUGUUCCCGUUGGUGGAGCCCCUGCUGAUUCCAAUGUUCCUGCCGGUGGAGUUCCUGCUAACUCCAAUGUCGCAGCUGGUGGAGUUCCUGCUAAUUCCAAUGCUCCAGCUAGUGGUGUUCCUGCUGGCUCCAGUGCUUCCGCUAGUAGCACGCCUGGACCAUCUUCUGCGGGAUCAAAUCCACCAGCUGGCUCAGUUAUUCCAUCUAUUCCGGUACUUCCUGGCGGAGCUGGCUCUUGGCCUUGGCAUCUUCGCCCGAACAGUCCGAUUUUGCCGCCGACCUGGAGGCCGCUGCUUCCUGGACAAAAUGGCUCGAGUGCUCCUGGCAGUGGGCUAAUCAACCCGCCUCAACGCCCACAUCCUUUCUGGCCCAACUGGCAAAACUGGGUAAACAGCUGGCGACCAAAAAAUCCAGUUCCUAGCACCGAAGCUCCUGUCCAACCGCAAAAUCCCCAGCAGCCGCAGCAACCGCAGAACCCUCAACAGCCUGGAAACAACAAUUCUGAGAACGCCGAAAGCGUAGAGCAAGCUGCUUCAGUUCCACCAGCCGAAGGACCAGCGUCCAACGAGAAUGCCUCCGUUGAGGACAGCAACAAAGCGCCCAGCGAGAAGUCAAAGGACAAGCCAAAGUCCGGGGAGGAUCAGUCCAAGGAGCAGGAACAGAAGAAGCCCAGCUCUGAGGAGAAGGAGAAGGACAGCAAGGAGAAGAGCGAUAAAGACAGCAAGGAGAAAAAGGACAAUGAUAACAAGGACAAGAAGGACAAGUCCAAGGAGGAGAAGGACAACGAGUCCCAGAAGGACAACGAAGGCGACGACGAGCCGAGCUCCAAGGAGAAGAAGCAGUACGUCAAGGACCUGAUCAAGAAGCUGAAAAAGGGUGACGACUGCGACGAGGACGACGUCUAUCCGGAUGUCCGCGAUUGCCGCAAAUACUACCGCUGCGAGGUGAAGAAGUCCGGCAAGCACAAGUUCGCCCACCUGCGCUGCGACAAAAAGGAACGAUUCGACUGGCUUGCCCAGUCCUGUGUGCCCAAGGACGAGGCCCGCUGCCUGGAGAAAUAGGACUAGGAUAGGACACAACUCCAUCUCCGUUUGACCUGCCACCUUCCAAUGAUAGCCUCAAAAUCAACUUUACUUUAAUAUUGGCAAUCUCCAAUCUUCAAUUUCCAUUUCCCUGGUCCUACCUAAUUUACUGCACUAACUUAAAUAUGCAUAAUUUUUUUUUGUUUUCCUCAAUAAAUCUUGAACUUUAUGAAAAUCUGGCAAA